Messenger RNA from Beta vulgaris subsp. vulgaris (sugar beet), 1490 nucleotides. RefSeq lists its product as uncharacterized. The coding region runs from base 370 to 1167 and encodes 265 amino acids. The record is from RefSeq and is a predicted model, not a curated record. The transcript has a single exon. Lineage: Eukaryota; Viridiplantae; Streptophyta; Magnoliopsida; Caryophyllales; Amaranthaceae.
AUGAAGGUAGAGGAGAAAUUAGCGUUGAGAUAAGUUUAAGGAAAUGAGAGGAACUAUAGAAAUAAAAAAGGAAACUCAAAAUGCAUGGUGAAGAGUGGGAGAGAAAUUCAUGCCUUAAAAAUCAGCCACAAAUAGAAAGAGAGAUAGUUCACCAUAACUAUAUAUAGAAUAAGGUGCAAAAGCAGUGAUAUGCUUGCUUAACUUCCUCCAUAUAGUAUGUUUGUGUGUGUAUAUAUAUAUAUGAUCCUUUAAACUAGUUUAAACAUGAUCUUGAGAAAUAGAGAAAAUAAGCAUUAUCAAAUAUAAUAAGGCAGAAAAGAAAUAUAUAAAAAAAAAGAAAAAAAGUGAAAAAAAAAAGUGAAUUAAAAGAUGAAAAGUUUAGGAAUCUUGCUCAUUUGCUUAAGCCUAGUAGGGCAGAAUGUGGUAGGAACGUUUCCAGGUGGGGUGGGACUCUUUUCAUUACCUGGUUUGGGAGGUUCAGGAUCAGGAUCAGGUUCAGGAUCAGGAUCAGGAUCAGCAUCAGCAUCACUAGGACUAGGACUAGGAGCAGGAGGUUCAGGUUCAGGUUCAGCUUUAGGUUCAGGUUCAGGUUCAGGUUCAGGUUCAGGGACAGAGUCAGCAAUAGCCCAAUUUCAAAAACUAUUUCAAUUUCCAAACCCAAUAUUCCCAUCAUCAGGGGCUAGUGCUGGGGCUGGGGCUGGGGCUGGGGCAGGGGCUGGGGCCGGGGCCAGCGCCGAAGGGCAAAAAGGAGGAGGGUUGGGAGUGGGAAUACCGGACAUGACUAGUCCUGAGGCACAAAAAUGCAUGCAGUCUUUCCAUAAUCCAGCAAUGAUAACAUGCGUACAAGACUUAGGAAAAGCAUUCCAAUCACAGAAAAUAGCUUUAUCUCCUGUUUGUUGUACUUUCCUUAAGCAAAUGGACGAGACUUGUGAACCUGUUGUCCAUUUUCGAAAUCCUUUUUUGCAAUCCUGUCUCGAGAAGCACUGCUCUGGAGGAGCCGCAGCUGCAGGUGGUGAUGCGUCUGCAUCUGCAGGUGCUGACGCUUCAUCAACUGGCAGCACGGCUGCCUCCGGAUUUAGUGAUGAAACAGGACCAGGAGGCCCUGGAGCCGCAGCUGGAGCUGCGUCUUUCGGAGCAGGAGCAGGAGCCCCAACUUCAUUUAGUUAGGUGUUAGAUGCAGUGUUGUGUUGAAAUACGACAUUACUUCAUUUAGAGGCACACUAUGGAAAUAGCCAUAGGCGAAUAAAAGUCCUAUAUCGUGCAACUAAAAUUUGUAUGUCCUCAUUAGGCAAACUUGUUAACUUACAAUAAUUGUCCUUAGUAGCCUUAUAUUAGCAAAUUGUAUCAAGUUACAUGCCUCAGUUUUGGAGGGAUAUCAGUUCUUUUGUUCCUUGAAGAACUUUCCGUUUUACUUAUUCUUCAUCAUCUUCUUUUGUUUUCAGUAAUAACUGGUUGUAAUGAAUUUGAUCGAUCAUUGGAAAUGAAGCAUA